AUGCCACACCUCGGGAAGGUGCUAGAAUUCGACGAGGCCUCUCAGAGUUUCGAGACCUACGUUGAGCGUUUCGAGCUUUUUGUCGCUGCGAACAGCAUCAAAGAAGAGAAAAAGGCAGUAACAUUCCUAACAGUCAUCGGCGAUCGAACAUACGAAGUCCUCAUAAACCUAGCAGCCCCAGACUUGCCAGGCUCUAAGACGUACAGCGAGAUAAAGACUCUAUUAGAGGAGCACUACGGCCCGCAACGGUCCGUAAUAGCCGAACGCUGUAGGUUCAACCGACGGAGUCGGCUAGAACAUGAAUCCGUGGAGGAUUUCAUUUUGGCCCUGAAGAGUUUGUCUCGAUUUUGCAAUUUUGGAACAUUUUUGCAAAGUGCUCUCAGGGACAAGCUGGUAGCUGGCCUGAGGGACGAAAAAACUCAGAAGGAACUGUUUGCGUUUGCUGAAGAAAAGCUAACUUUCGCAGUCGCUUGCAAGAUAGCGCGGGAAAAAGAAGCAGCAGCAAAACAAACGGCGGACAUGCACAAAGAAUCCAAAGCAGUGAACGCUAUUCAUAAAAAGGUGUCACCUCCUGAGAACAGAGGUCAUGGGAGAAGCACGUCUCAUGAUCAUGGGUCCAGUACUUCGCUAACAAGUUGCUAUCGUUGCGGAAAUGAGCAUGAACCCCGCGAUUGUCGUUUUAAAACGUAUCGCUGCAAGAUCUGCUACAAGACUGGACAUCUCCGGAAGAUGUGUCGCAACACGCCUGGAAAGACUCCAGAGCGCAACGUUCAAAUCCUUGAGGAGUCUGAUGAUGAGGAUGAAGACCUACUGACCGUGUACACGUGUAUGAAAUCUUCACCGAGAUUUCAAGUUUUCGUAGAGGUGGACAGAGUUCCUCUACUCAUGUUGAUCGACACGGGAGCGGCGGUCUCUAUCAUACCAGAAGAAGUUUUUAUUAAACACUUUCCCCAGAAAGAGCUCCUGGAAACCAAAGUAGCUCUUCGCACUUACUCCGGUGAGCGGCUGUCGGUAAAAGGGAAGAUCUCAGUAAAAGUCCAAUAUAACGGGCAAGAGGAAACACUCGACUUGUUUGUAGUAGCUAGCGAAGGUCGAAGUCCACCAGUGCUCCUAGGUCGCGACUGGCUCCGGAAGCUGAAGCUGGACUGGACGGCUAUCUGCAGCAUCACUGUUCAAGACCAAGUGGAACAGCUUCGAAAGAAGUAUCCGAACGUCUUCGACAGUUCCCCUGUCAUGGUACGCGAUUAUCAGGCACAGGUUGUCAUCAAAGAAAACAGCACUCCAGUCUUUUGCAAGGCACGUCCUGUUCCUCUGCCCCUCAAGGAAGCGGUGACAGCACAACUGCGAAAGCUUGAAAAAGAUGGCAUAUUGCGUCACGUUUCUCAAAGCGACUGGGCCACUCCUUUAGUUGUGAAACACGCCAUCAACGGUGACAAAACUAUCUCCAUCAGAACUCUUUCUGAAGAGGCAACCACGAAUUCAACUCUCGUUGUUGAGGCCCAACUUUACUGGUGA
Messenger RNA from Ixodes scapularis (black-legged tick), 1515 nucleotides. RefSeq lists its product as uncharacterized. The transcript is spliced from 2 exons. Gene Ontology annotation, molecular function: aspartic-type endopeptidase activity. Gene Ontology annotation, biological process: proteolysis. Lineage: Eukaryota; Metazoa; Arthropoda; Arachnida; Ixodida; Ixodidae. Bases 1 to 1515 code for a protein of 504 amino acids. The record is from RefSeq and is a predicted model, not a curated record.